AAGACUUCAGACCUCUUUACCCUCCUCAUCCUCCGCCCCGUCCCCAUCCCGCUCUUCCUUCACUUCCAUCUUUCAUUCAAUCCAGCUGCGAUCGUUUGACGAUCCGUAGUUAUAUGGAUAAAAGUGGUGGUACGGGAGUGCUCACCUUGGACACAUCGGCUCCUCUUUUCCUCGCUUCUUCUCUGAGCUACGGCGGUGGUGCACUCAAGCGAAAGCAGCCCAUGGACUCCAGCGGCCACCCUAUGGUCAGCACCGGCAUCGAGUUCCCGAUCUGCCUCAACCCCCGCAGAGAUGUCCGGACGAUGUUGCUGGCGAAAGAUGAGGUGAGCAACGACGACCGCGUUGCUGUGGGUGAGGUGGAUUUCUUCUCGGGUGAGAAGAAGAAUUCGAGAAGCCUGGUGGAGACAGAGCUGGAUCUCAAGGUGCCGAGUCUUAGUAGUAUCAAGAAGGAAGAUCUCACCAUUCAGACUGGAUUGCACCUUCAAACUCCCAACACGGCCAGUGAUCGGUCGACAGUGGACGACGGGUCGUCGAAGAAUGAGGAUGAUAAAGAAGGCAUGAAUGAGCUGGCCGCCAUGCAAGCGGAGGUGGCACGCAUGAAGGAAGAGAACCAGAAGCUGAGGGCAGUUCUCGGCCAAGUGACCACCAGCUACAACUCCCUGCACAUGCAUCUCACCACACUGAUGCAACAGCGGAACCAACGAGAGACCGCAACCCCGCAAGCACAUGAGGCUAUGGUGGAGGAAAAGACUGAUGCCAAAGAUCGCGACCAUGGAGGAGUGCUUGUCCCGAGGCAGUUCAUGGAUCUCGGCCCAGCAGCCGACGACGAAGAAACGUCGGACUCGUCGACGGCAAGCCCCGAUCGAUCCGCCUCGCCACCGGGAAACGCUGAAGUAGGAUCGGCAGAACAGAGCUGGAACCCCCAUAAGGCUCAAAAAUUGAACCCCACAAAGCCUGCUGACCAUGCCCAAGAAGCCACCAUGAGGAAAACUCGUGUCUCUGUUCGAGCUCGUUCGGAAGCGCCCAUGAUUACCGAUGGAUGUCAAUGGAGGAAGUAUGGGCAGAAGAUGGCGAAGGGAAACCCGUGCCCGAGAGCUUAUUACAGGUGCACCAUGGCAGCCGGUUGUCCCGUCCGCAAGCAAGUUCAACGGUGUGCCGAUGAUCGUUCGAUACUGAUAACAACAUACGAGGGCACUCACAAUCAUCCGCUCCCACCGGCCGCGAUGGCCAUGGCGUCGACCACCUCUGCCGCAGCGUCGAUGCUCCUCUCCGGGUCGAUGUCGAGCACUGACGGACUGAUGAACUCGAACUUCUUGGCAAGAACCAUCUUGCCGUGCUCGUCGAACAUGGCGACCAUCUCCGCGUCUGCUCCGUUCCCGACCGUCACGUUGGAUCUCACCCAAAACCCGACGAACCCUUUGCAGUACCAAAGGCCACCUGCCGGCCCGUUCCACGUCCCCUACCCUGGCGCCGCUCCGGCCUUCAGUGCGCCUUCUCAGCCCCCGUCCCUACCGCAGGUCUUCGGCCAGACGCCACACAACCAGUCGACGUUCUCAGGGCUUCAAAUGUCGCUGGAGAUGGCAGCCGCCCAGUUCCCACACCCAAAGGCGCAGCCAGUCAUGCCACCCUCGAUGGCGGAAACGGUGAACGCAGCGACCGCUGCCAUAACUGCCGACCCGAACUUCACGGCCGCGCUGACUGCCGCCAUCAAGUCCAUCAUCGGCGGCAAUCAUCAGACCGUCAACGGCAGCAAUCUUAUCAUCAACAACAACAACAUUAUUCCCGAUAAAUCUUGCAGCUAGCCCUGCAGUUGCAAUUUUCCGGCCACGGUUGGUUGCUGUUGAACAUACAUCGCUCCUUCCCUUUUUCCCUUCGUGAUCAUUCUUUUACAUAUUCAUUUGUUUGACGGAGAACUAGAAGACCAUGUAAUCAUACGUGUUAUUUGGGGCGGUGCAAGAAAACAGAGAACUGCAUUACUUCCCCUUC
Molecule: messenger RNA, 1986 nt
Organism: Musa acuminata AAA Group (dessert banana)
Lineage: Eukaryota; Viridiplantae; Streptophyta; Magnoliopsida; Zingiberales; Musaceae
Product: probable WRKY transcription factor 31
Exons: 6
Coding region: 114-1802 (562 amino acids)
Biological process (GO): regulation of DNA-templated transcription
Molecular function (GO): sequence-specific DNA binding; DNA-binding transcription factor activity
Source: RefSeq, a predicted model, not a curated record